CCAAAAGGCGCAAACAUCAAUGACGAUGACAAAAUACCAAGAAUUGUAGACAUGGUUACAGGAGAACGCAUUAGAAAAAAAUGCUGAAAUGUGAAGAAGACUGAGUUCAUGCAUCAUGACUGAAAUGAACAAGCAAUGUUUGUCUGUUUACAUUCUGUGUUCUUUUAUUUUUCCUAUUUUCUUGGAGGGAUGCUGUGAAGGAAAUCAAAAGUUAAAAACAGUUGAGAACCAGCGGGGAACUUUUCCCCAGAACUACAGAGCUGUAGAGGGGGAAGACUUUAUGAUACCAUGUGAAACUGUGAACCAGCACAUGGUGUCAUGCUCCAUGACAGGAGAAGGAAAUGAAGGGAUAUCCUUUGUCUGUGGGAGAGUCUUCCGAGCUGAAGCAAAACAUUCUGGAGAGUACACAUGCAGUGGCAGCAAGAUGUUUUUCCAACUGCAGGUGGUGAAUAGAAGUCUGGGAUGCUUACAGUCUAACGAGAGCCAUAAGUCAGUAAGGCUGACUGUGGAUAAAGGUGGGCCGAUCUCCUGCCCAGGUCACAACUGUAGUAACAACCCAGAGAUCAUCUGGUACAAGCAUAACAAAACUGUGUCCCGACGCUCCUGUCAGAAGCCUGGGCAGUUAUUUUUCUGCUAUGUCAGGAAAGAGGAUACUGGUGUAUAUUUCUGCGAUAGACAAAUAAUUGAGCAAGGAGUCACAUGGACCUUCAGGAGGGCUGUUCACGUCACAGUCAUCCCUCCUAAAUCAAAUGACCCUCCCAGCAUUAUUUAUCCCUAUGGCAACAUGAAAGAGGAAGUGGAGCUUGGUCGGUCUCACACUCUGAUGUGUAAGGCACGUUUUCUUUUUGAGAUAGACGUUUCACCCGAGGUGAGGUGGUACAUGAACUACGGUGGCAAGAUGGAGAAUAUGACUCUACUACCCAUGGAGGAGCAACACGAGAACAGAGUUACAUUUCCAGUGCUCGAGGUUAUACGAAGAGCCAUCAUAAAAGAGGUGACUCCACAACUCUUGAACCAGAAUCACACAUAUACUUGCAUCGCCAAUAAUACUCAUGGAAACAGCAAUGCCACCAUCAAGCUCAUCGAGAAAAUUAAAGUAAAAUGGCCGUCACUGGUUGGGUAUCCCGUUGUGUCUUUGCUGCUGGUAGCUGGGCUGGGAAUGGUUUUGCAUGUGAAAUGGCUGGAAAUACAGCUUAUCUACAGAUCCCACUUCCAACAUGGAAAACAUGAUGGAGAUAAGAAAGAGUUUGAUGUGCUUCUGUCGUAUGUGUGGAGCCCUCCAACAGCUGAGGUUGAGGGAGUUUUGACCUCCCACAAAGGACCUGACACAGAUGAGGAAGCAUGUUUGUCCAGCAUGGACCCGCUGAACACUGAGGAGGGUAACUCAACCCAGAGACCACUAGAAGUGCUGCUACCCCAUGUGUUAGAAGACCGGUGGGCAUAUCGCCUCUGUCUUCUGGAGAGGGACGUGCUUCCUGGAGGAGCAUAUGCAAAUGAUGUGAUCCUUGCAAUGCAGAGAAGCCGAAUGCUUAUCUGUCUCCUGUCAGCUGAUUACCUCUCCAACAGCAAUGCUGUGUUUGUACUGGAAUCGGGAAUCCAGGCUUUGCUGCAAAACUCUUCUCUCAAAGUCCUGCUAAUAUGGACCAGCAGAGCCUCAGCAUCCCUAAUCCAGUCGGAUCCCCCGCUGCCCACACUGGUCCAAAGGGCCUUGAAGGUGCUACCCAGUCUGGAUUGGACCUCAGGCGACCCCACCAGAGCCACCAGCAACUUCUGGAGGUCUUUGAGGAAGGCCAUGCCAGAUCAGAGAGUGAAGCUGGUUUCACUCAUGCAGGACCAAUGAUUAGACUGUUCUGUUUGCAAGCAAGGGCAACACAUGAACAACAGCGUCAAGGUAAUUUUCAUUGUAGGGAUGCCAAAUCAUAAGGCUCAUUUUCAUAUAUAGGAAAGUGGGUCACCCUUUGUGCCAUGGUCAGAACACAAUGGUGUGUACUCUGGUUUUUAAUUUCCAUCUGUACCAAAGAUAAACUGUUUUGGUUAAACAGUGCAAAAUAAUUUACAGAAUGUAACAGUUAAAGGAUUUGUUUUAGUCCAUCGAUAAAAUGUCUAAACAAUGGAUGCUAAUAACAAUUACACCUAAUUACCUUUUAUAUGGCUGUAUGUACUGUAUAUCAGCUUAAAUACAUCAUGUAUUGUCACAGCAGACAGGUCUGCAAUAAACAUUUGACACAAUA
Messenger RNA from Sander lucioperca (pikeperch), 2231 nucleotides. RefSeq names its product interleukin-18 receptor accessory protein-like. Gene Ontology annotation, biological process: interleukin-18-mediated signaling pathway. The coding region runs from base 116 to 1840 and encodes 574 amino acids. The record is from RefSeq and is a predicted model, not a curated record. NCBI's taxonomy places the organism in Eukaryota, Metazoa, Chordata, Actinopteri, Perciformes, Percidae. The transcript has 12 exons. Gene Ontology annotation, molecular function: interleukin-18 receptor activity.